AUGUCAGAUGAGGAGCCGGAUGAUGAAGAUGAAGUCGAAGAUCAGAAGGAUGAUGCUGAAGAGAAAGGUGGAGACGAGGUGGAAGGGGAGGAGGAGAAGGAAGCGCCAGAGGAGGAGGAGGAAGAGGUAACAGAUUGGCGGCUUUUUUGUUUUGUUUUUAUGUUCAGAAAUGCAGGACACAAUUCAACCAAAGUUAGGCUCUUUCAUGUCAGUGGACGAAGGGUGAAAUCCUGUACGUGAGUUCUGAUGGCUGAGGAGUGAUAGGAUUUGGAGGAAACCUUGCUUGGUCCAUGGGUGUUAAAAUAAGGUAUUGCCAGCAGAACAGGAUGGAGUCUUGGGUGAUAUCUGAGCGGCAGACAAGAGCAACACAUUUACCCCCAUCCAUGGCACAGCAUUCCACCGGCCCUAGACUGGGCAGAAGAAAUUUCUUCCCUGUUGACUUCCGUGGUGGAGAAAGGCAAAUACUCCAAGAUGGGUCUGUUUCUUGUCUGCUGCCUUGGCCGGAAGAUUCAAGGCUAAUCAAAGAAACAUUUCAGCAUAGUGUAGCAUAGUAUAGCAUGAAAAUAGUAAUUUUUUUUAUUUGCAGAAUGUGAAUAGAUAUCUUUUCAAAAUGAGAGCAAGAGCAAAUGCUGAUGAGGAGAUGGGAGUCUGUUUGCCUCAAAUUAGGCCUCGUAUAAAUGAGAUUACCUGCCAAAAGCAAGCUCACACCUCUCAUUGAGUUUGUAUACAUACUUAAAGUACAUAUGCAAGAGGCUCAUUGGUUAUUAUAUUUCAGGAAUGGUUCAUGUUCUUACGUAACGUAGCUGCAUUGUUUCAUACUUUCUGGGUGCCCCAUGGUCAUCUCUGUAAAGGAUCAUGGACCCUGAUUUUAUCUAAGGCUGCCAGACUGCAACUCAGAUUGCAGCUGCCAUUUGCCGUAUUUUUUGUUCUAUAAGACUCACUUUUUCCCUCCUAAAAAGUAAGGGGAAAUGUGUGUGCGUCUUAUGGAGCGAGUGCAGGCUGUGCAGCUAUCCCAGAAGCCAGAACAGCAAGAGGGAUUGCUGCUUUCACUGCGCAGCGAUCCCACUUGCUGUUCUGGCUUCUGAGAUUCAGAAUAUGUUUUUCUUGUUUUCCUCCUCCAAAACCUAGGUGCAUCUUGCAGUCUGGUGCGUCUUAUAGAGCAAAAAUAUGGUAGAAUCAUAGAAUCAUAGAGUUGGAAGAGACCACAAGGGCCAUCGAGUCCAACCCCCUGCCAAGCAGGAAACACCAUCAGAGCACUCCUGACAUAUGGUUGUCAAGCCUCUGCUUAAAGACCUCCAAGAAGGAGACUCCACCACACUCCUUGGCAGCAAAUUCCACUGUCGAACAGCUCUUACUGUCAGGAAGUUCUUCCUAAUGUUUAGGUGGAAUCUUCUUUCUUGUAGUUUGGAUCCAUUGCUCCGUGUCCACUCCUCUGGAGCAGCAGAAAACAACCUUUCUCCCUCCUCUAUGUGACAUCCUUUUAUAUAUUUGAACAUGGCUAUCAUAUCACCCCUUAACCUCCUCUUCUCCAGGCUAAACAUGCCCAGCUCCCUUAGCCGUUCCUCAUAAGGCAUCGUUUCCAGGCCACUAAACUGGGGGGGCAGAGCGGCAAUGUCUUUGAUCACCUCUGACCCCAUUCCAGUCUUUUGAUGUGCCCCCCUAACCUGCCUUCUGUAGUGAACAGAAUUCCAGGUGUAACACAGGUGAGAAGGCACAGUGUGUGUAAAAUUUGUGGGGUUGAGGGAUAAGUCGUCAUUGCCUGAUCUCCUGAUUCAGAGGCAAAUUUAAAGAUUCAGCAGAAAUCUUUGCCGCUUUACAACUUUAAUUUUAUCCGAUGUCUUUUUUCUUCUUGCUGUGCUUCCUCCCUCCCAGCACCAAGUCUCAAACCCUCUCACCGAAGAGCACAUGAAGGAAGGCCUUUCGAUGUUAUGUAAAACCGGCAAUGGCCUGGCUCAUGCAUUUGUGAAAUUUGAGGCCAAAGAAAAGUGAGUGCACAGGCGUGACUAACCUGCCCCCCAUUUCUCCUCCCGUCCAAUGGGUGCAGCUGCCCAGAAACGGGAUAAUUUCCUUGUCCAAUCUUCCUGGGAAAAUUGAGCAGUUUGGGACAAACGCCCUGGUAAGCUAGCACUGGUAAAUAACAUUGCUUUCUGCCCUCAUCCUGCGGUAGGGAACUGACAGACAUCAACCUCAUUCAAGGCUUCAUCCACUUGCGUUAUGUAGACCUGUCAGAAAACCUGCUCCGAGACUUGUCCCCACUGUCAGGACUCACGCAUCUGCUGUGGCUGAAGGUGGAUGGCAAUCGGCUAACUAGCGCCGGCCUAGAUGAGCUGAUCUACCUGCAGCAUGCCAGCUUUGCCAGCAAUCACAUCAAGGACAGCAAUGGCAUUGGGCACCCACGGCUGGUCAGCCUCAACCUGAAAAGUAGGUGUGCAACGCUCAAGAGAGUCCCUCUAGCCCUCAACGACAAAACUCAUCCUCUGUAAUCUCCUGGGGGAAAGAAUCCCUUUCAUCACAGUCUAAUUCUUCCGUCACCCAGGUAAUGAGAUCGAGACAAUAACAGGACUGGACCCAGAAAAGCUGUCAAACCUGCAGACAAUCGAAUUGCGGGGAAACAGCCUAAAGUCUACAGCUGGAUUCUGCCUGCCCAAGCUGAAAACUCUGUACCUGGUAAGAGAACUUUACUGAUGACGGCUUCGUUAACUACGAACCCCAAAUGCCUGAGCAAACACAUGUGCUUUCAGUAUCACCAACCUCAGGGCUACUCAGGCUUCAUGUGGCCUGUUAAUUGUAUGCAUGCAGUUAAUGUCAUGCGUGAUUAUGCUGUGUUUCAUGCUGCAACAGAGUUUUGUAGUAUAGAUAUGCCCUCAAAUCUAUUGGAUUUCGACAGGUUACCAGUUAUAAGGUCCGCUUACCUUGCUGGGUAUAUGGAUGUACUCUGGAUCAAUACUAUGUCUGAGGACGUGGGUGGCGCUGUGGUCUAAACCAGGCAUAGGCAAACUCGGCCCUCCAGAUGUUUUGGGACUAGUCGUCAGGGAUGCUGAGUUUGCCUGUGCCUGGUCUAAACCACUGAGCCUCUUGGGCUUGCUGAUCAGAAGGUUGGCGGUUUGAAUCCCCGCUACGGGGUGAGCUCCUGUUGCUCCGUCCCAGCUCCUGCCAACCCAGCAGCUCAAAAGCACACCAGUGCAAGUAGAUGAAUAGGUACCAUUGCGGCAGGAAGGUAAACAGCGUUUCCAUGCACUCUGGUUUCUGUCACAGUGUUCCAUUGCACCAGAAGUGGUUUAGUCAUGCUGGCCUCAUGACCUGGAAAGCUGUCUGCGGACAAACGUCGGCUCCCUCGUCCUGAAAGCGAGAUGAGCGCCGCAACUCCAUAGUCGCCUUUGACCGGACUUAACUGUCCAGGGUCCUUUACCUUUUACUAUGUCGUCUUUCUCUUACAUUGCAACAUCUUUCCCCCUAGGCCCAGAAUGCCAUUACCGUAAUAGAGGGCCUAGAGGACCUGGGGCAGCUCACAACUUUGCAUCUGCGCGACAAUCAGAUUGAAACCCUGGAUGGCUUCUCAGCAAGCUUGAAGUCUCUCCAGUAUCUCAACCUACGGUGAGUUGUUUCCUGUAGUACAGAAUUUCCACCAGGGCCUCUUAGAAAUAAGAGGGGAAACGGCACAGGAGGCAGGGAGUGGUAUCUGAGCCAAGUCUACGUUUGAGACUGGUUCUUAGCUCCUUGAAGUAUUUGUUGUAAAUCAGGGGUGGUUAACCUGUGGCCCACCAGAGCAGUGUUAUAUGGUCCCAGUGGCCAUAUAGUGGCCUAUCCAUGCGUCAAAGGCUCCUGCCAUUCUCGGCUCACUCUGGUGCCCUUUCUAGAGUCGAUGUAUGUACAGCACAAGGGAUGCGGGAGGCACUGUGGUCUAAACCACAGAGCCUAGGGCUUGCUGAUCAGAAGGUUGGCAGUUCAAAUCCCUGCGAUGGGGUGAGCUCCCAUUGCUCGGUCCCUGCUCCUACCCACCUAGCAGUUUGAAAGCACUCUGGCGGGAAGGUAAACGGUGUUUCCAUGCGCUGCUCUGGUUUGCCAGAAGCAGCUUAGUCAUGCUGGCCACAUGACCCGGAAGCUGUACGCCGGCUCCCUUGGCCAAUAAAGUGAGAUGAGCGCCGCAACCCCAGAGUCAGCCACAACUGGACCUAAUGGUCAGGGGUCCCUUUACCUUUACCUAACCUGUGGCCCAUCAGAUAUUGGACUGUAACUGCCAUCAUCUCUGGCUAUUGGCCAUGCCAAUGAGACUGAUGGGAAUUGGAGCCAAACAGCUUCUGGGAAGGGUCACCCCUGCUGUACAGUGUUGUUACUGAGAUGUUGAACCAUAUUUGGCCACCAAAUCUGAGCAGGAGUGGUUGGAAUGAGAAAAUAAGAAAUCUGUGAAAGUAGAUAGCUGUAGCUAGCAAUCCUGAGCACGAGCAGUCUAUCUGAACAGUGAGAACUUGGAAUUUCAACAUCAGCAUCCUUAAAGCAUAGGUAGGAAACUGGAUCUGGCUGGUGGGCCACUGAUGGGGUGCUUUGAAGUCCCAACAAUCUCAGGACUUUGAAGUAGGGCUUGUGCAGGGCAUUGUGUGGUGCUUUGAAGCGGCGCUAAUCAACUGAUUGGAAGCACUACAAAGUGCUGAGCAGUGCUUUUUGCAAACCCCUGGAUCAGCUGACUGCUGACCACCUGCCUUGCUCUCGCUGCCAAUCAGCUGACUGACAGUGACAGCAAGCCUCCCUUUCCAAUGCGCAACUGAGAGUGCACUUUAAGGCUCUCAGCUGUGCACUGGCAGCACCAGUGCACAAGGACAAAUAAUGUCAGGUGUGGAGGAAAUUGCCCCAUGAGCCAAAUUGGGCCCAUAGGCUGGGCAUAAUCAUUAUCAUUAUCAUAUUUAUAUUUAUACCCCUGCCACUCUGGGCAGCUUCCAACACAUAUAAAAACAUGAUAAGACCUCAAACAUUAAAAACUUCAGGUGUCUUCUAAACGUUGUGUAGUUCUUUUUCUCUGAUGGGAGGGCGUUCCACAGCGAGGGUGCCACUACCGAGAAGGCCCUCUGCCUGGUUUCCUGUAACCUCACUUCUUCCAGUGAGCAGGGACAGGGAGUAUCUAAAUAGUGCCCAAGUCAGGUACACAGGACGCACCCUCCAAGGGGCAGGGCAUGGAAGGAGCCCGCUUUGGCCCUGGCACAGGGGUGCACUUGUGUGCCCCAGUUCAGGGGAGUGGGCGGCAGCAUUGCCGACCACUCUCCUCUCUCCACCAGAGCUGCCAGCUGGCUGUGAGGAAACAGAAGAUUGGGAAGGGGGAGAUGUGGCUGGGCGUGUCAGACAGGGGCAGGACACACAGAAGGUGAUCUUCAACCUCUGUGAUCUCCAGGCCCCGCCGUUGGCAGAGCGCAAGGGGUGGUCUCUCGGGGGGGGGGCACAUGGCUCAUGCCUCCCAGGUUGUGCGUCUGGGGCCAUGGCUCCUAUGCCCCCCCCACGCUAUAUCACUGGCAGUGGGGGAACUCAGAGCUGGACCUCAGUGCCCAGGCUGAACGAUGGGGGUGGAGAUGCUCCUUCAGGUAUAGGGGGCUGGGGCCAUUUAGGGCUUUAAAUAUCAACACCAACACUUUGAAUUGUGCUUGGAGAUGUAGUGGAAGCCAGUAUAGAUUUUUUGGGAGCUGUGUUAUGCGGUCCCAGUGGCCAUAUAGUGGCCUAGCCAUGCUUCAAAGGCUCCUGCCAUUCUCGGCUCACUCUGGUGCCAUUUCUAGAGUCUAUGUAUGUACAGCACAAGGGUGGCACUGUGGUCUAAACCACUGAGCCUAGGGCUUGCCGAUCAGAAGGUUGGCGGUUCGAAUCCCCGUGACGGGGUGAGCUCUCAUUGCUGGGUCCCAGCUCCUGCCAACCUAGUAGUUUGAAAGCAGCGCAAGUAGAUAAAUAGGUACCACUCUGGCGGGAAGGUAAAUGACAUUUCCGUGCGCUGCUCUGGUUCGCCAGAAGCGGCUUAGUCAUGCUGGCCACAUGACCCGGAAGCUGUACGCUGGCUCCCUCGGCCAAUAAAGCGAGAUGAACGCCACAACCCCAGAGUCGUUUGCGACUGGACCUAAGGGUCAGGGGUCCCUUUACCUAUGUACAGCACAGGAAGACUGCCUUGUGCAUAGAAGGUACUUAACUAUGGCACUGGCUGUUAAGGGAAAACUGGCAUCAGAGAGCCAAACCGGUGCACAGAGGGAACAUUUUCAGCAGGAGGACCUGGAAGUUCCCGCACCUGCUAACUUCUUCAUUCUCCUGCAGGGGGAAUGCGAUUGUGCAGCUCCAGGAAGUGUCAAAGCUGCUGGUGCUGCCCAUGUUACGAGCCCUGGUCUUGCUAGACAACCCUUGCACGGAGGAGGGGGACUACCGGGUGGAAGUGCUGGUGAUGCUUCCACGCCUUGAGCGCCUCGAUAAGGAUUUCUUUGAAGAGGACGAACGGACGGAUGCCGAGGAGCUACGGCAGAGGCGCCGGGAAGAAGAGCUGGAACUAGAGAGAGAGAAGGAGAGAGAGAAGGAGCUGGAGCUGGAAGUGAGACACAAAGGGGGGUGGCAGGAGGGGCAGCGAAGGCUCAAAUUGUCAGGAGCCACAGAGAACCACACUCUCCUCCCUUUGGUGACACAGCCUCUUUCCCUGCCGUUUUUUAAAGUGAUAAAAUUUGGCUAUAAUGGAGGAGGGGGUGGAAAGGAGUGUGUGGAUUUAAUUUACAGUCAUACCUCGGGUUGAAUGCGCUUUGGGUUGAGCGCGUUCAAGUUGCGCUCCGCGGCAACCCAGAAGUAACGGAGCGCAUUACUUCCGGGUUUUGCCACUUGCGCAGACGUGCCAUCGCUAGUUACAUUUGCUUCUGGAUGCGAACGGGGCUCCGGAACAGAUCCCAUUCGUAUCCAGAGGUACCACUGUAUUUGUUUCUCCCCAUAAUUUGAGCACAGGGGCAGGGGUGGUGCGAAUAGUGUAGAUCCCCACUUAAGAAGAGAAAAGCCUGAAAUCAGGAAUCUGGUCACAUUCAGCCUUAGAUCACUCCCUGCGUUGUCGCUCUCUCUGGGCGGGAUCCAAUCGCAUGCAUGCUAGUUGCUUUGUUAAAAGCUGACCUGGAGGUCUUGCUCAACAACAAUGUUAUAAUGAAUUCUGUGCAGCACAUUAUACUGGGGAAAGGGGUUGAAAAUGAAACAAGAAGUCUUAAUGCCAUUUUUCAAAUCUAUGGCAUGGCCACCGUUAGAAUACUGCGCACCGCUGUGGUCCUCGCAUCUCCAGAUGGAUAUCUCAGAGCUGGGAAAGGUGCAGAAAAUGGCAGCCGUUGACACCCACACCCAUUCAAAGUGCUUGGCCCAAACCACAAGUCAUAGGCUUUCUGCCCUGGUUGUUGAGCUCCCAGAGACAUCUGGCUGGUCACUGUUGGAAAAAGAGUGCCAUAGGCCGAUCUUCUGGGCAAAAUAUCUUGAGAUGUUUCAGGUGGCAAGUGAACAUUAUUAGGAGGAUGAAAGCAUAACAUGGAAAGUAAAGAUGCUGUGAGUAUGUGUUUAGCCUCUCAUAGGCCUGGGUGUCCACCGCUAGCAUGCUAGCCUUGUUCAGCAGCUGUUCUUAACUCUUUGUGUGUCAGGACUCCGAGCGAAUGAGAGAAUGAAUGAAGCAAUUUUUUCACAUCCACAUUUCUCUACCGGGGGGCAUGGGUGGGGAGACUUUUGAAGCAGGAAUUCAAGCAGCUGGUUUCCUUCUUUCUAAGGAAUGCUUCCAGAUGGGUGCUUUAUGGCAGGACUGGUGCUCCUCAUGCAUUCAAGUGUUUGCAGCAUCCACACAACAUAAUUGGUGUUGAAAUACCAGCCCAUUUCCCCCCUCCCCCAAUUUAAUCUGGAUCUGUCCUUUCUGGAUAAAAUCCAAUAAAUUAAAAAUAACUCCUGCCAGUGGUCCAUUUGCAACCCCUUUGCUGUGCUGUAGCAAUGGGGGGGGGACAACCAGGUUUUUCACCCCAGGUGAAACCCCCAGAGGGGCGCCAUUGAGGCUCCCAGCCCGUGUGUGUGUGUGUAGGCAAAUGCAUGUGUGUGUGUGUGGGGGGGUGUCUUUGACCUGGGUGAAAUAAAGCCUAGUUUCACCCCUACUCUUUGCAGCUCCCGCCUGGAAGCAAACUGUAAAUGUCAGCAUUCUGUGCUUUUAGUUGUGUGAUCCUAUGGCUAAUCCGAAAAUGAAUAAAACCAUACCUACAGAAGAGAAUAUAUAUAUAUAUAUAUAUAUAUAUAUAUAUAUAUAUAUAUAUAAAAUUGAUCACCACCAUUUAUUAGUUAUAAAGCUUCUAAUAUGUUCUAGAUGCUAUAAAAACAGACAGACAGACAAGCAUAAGGCUAGCUCAGUUGGUAGAGCAUAAGACUCUUAAUGCCGGGAAUAUGGGUUUGAGUCCCACACUGGCCGGAAGAUUUCUGCAUUGCAGGGGGCUGGUUUUGAUGACCCUCGUGGUCCUUUCCAACUCUACAAUUCUGUGAGUAGCUGACCGCUAAUAAAAGAGAUGAAAGCAGAAGGCAGUUGGAGGGAAAGGAGAAAUUUUGCGCUAAGGUUGUUAGACUUGAUGCUCUAGGAGUGCAUAAUCAUCCAGUGAGAAGUUUUACACCAGCCGCCUCAGAAUUGCUGGCCGCUGCGCAUUCCCAUCCAUUUCAACAGAGUCGGCACAGAAGACCCUCUGUGUGGAUUGUGCACUUCUUCUGAUCUUAGUAUCUGGGCUCUCAAGAAGCGGAUGGGACCAGCCCUCUCCUUGUGCGUCUUGCGGGUGUCGUGUAUGCCAAAUCAGGCCGCCUGCCACCUGAAAGACCCUCCAUCCGGAAAUAACCCAAUUUCCCUCUCUUCUUCCUAUCCACUCCGCCCCCUCCCCUUUUUCUUCCAGGAAACGGAUGACCUCGCUCAGGAGGAAGAUGCGCCAGAAUGA
Messenger RNA from Podarcis lilfordi (Lilford's wall lizard), 8924 nucleotides. Lineage: Eukaryota; Metazoa; Chordata; Lepidosauria; Squamata; Lacertidae. The record is from the annotation of a GenBank genome assembly.